This is a messenger RNA of Argiope bruennichi, 3436 nucleotides long. RefSeq names its product carnitine O-palmitoyltransferase 1, liver isoform-like. The coding region runs from base 169 to 2475 and encodes 768 amino acids. NCBI's taxonomy places the organism in Eukaryota, Metazoa, Arthropoda, Arachnida, Araneae, Araneidae. Gene Ontology annotation, cellular component: mitochondrion. Gene Ontology annotation, biological process: carnitine metabolic process; fatty acid metabolic process. The record is from RefSeq and is a predicted model, not a curated record. The transcript has 23 exons. Gene Ontology annotation, molecular function: carnitine O-palmitoyltransferase activity.
ACCCAUAAUUCUAUGAGUCCUGAUUGGUGGAAACUCUGUCACACUCCCCCUAUCGAGCCCACGAUUCCCGCCAUUCGACCUCCGAACGUCGUUCGAAACAGUUCAGACGUGGCAGGAGGAGAAGCAGCAUUAAGUUGUGAAGAAACUGAAGGCAGAGGCAAAUAAAAAAUGGCUGAAGCUCACGUUGCAGUAGCUUUCAGCUUCGCCAUAACCCAUGAGGGUGUAAAUAUAAACUACGACAGAGAAGUUUUGAAUUUAGUAUGGAACAGUGGAUUACGAUCAUGGAAGAAAAGGAUAGCACGUUUUAUGAACAAUAUCCACAGUGGUAUCUACCCAGCAUCUCUGUCUAGUCUGUUCAUUCUUAUUGCCUUAGUGACUUCUCUGUUUAUGGCAAAUGUUGAUGUAUCUUUUGGUGGAAUACAUCAACUGGAGCAUUACAUACCAGGAGAGUCCUUAGCACCCUUUACAGUUCAGUUGGCGGCAUGUGUUGCUUACAGUUUUUGUCUGUGGGUCACAACCAUUUUGUUUUUACGGUAUACGUUAAAGCUUCUUCUCAUGUAUAAAGGAUGGAUGUAUGAAGGACGUCUUAGAAAGACCUCCCUUAAAACAUAUAUCUGGGCAGCUCUUGUGCGAACUUUAACUGCAAAAAGGCGUCCCAUGUUGUAUUCCUUUCAAAGUUCUUUGCCUCGAUUGCCUCUGCCUUCACUUGAGGAAACUAUGGAACGGUAUUUAUGUACAGUUCGUCCUUUAUUAAAUGAUGAAAGAUAUGAGAAGAUGAAACAAAUGACUUAUGAAUUUCAAAAUGGUGUUGGAAAAAAAUUGCAGCUUUAUUUGUGGUUGAAAUCCUGGUGGUCCUCUAAUUACGUUACUGAUUGGUGGGAGGAUUAUGUAUAUUUAAGUGGACGUGCACCUUUGUUAGUCUACAGUAAUUGCUAUGGCUUAGAUUACAUGCCACUUCCUACAACAAAUCAAGUAGCAAGAGCUGCCAAUUUCAUCUAUGCUGCAUUAACCUUCCGAAAACUUCUCAAUACACAGACCUUGAAACCAGUAACAAUUCAAAACUUCAUUCCAUUGUGUGCUUGGCAAUAUGAACGAAUGUUUAAUACUACUCGUGUUCCUGAUGUAGAGAAAGAUCGUGUUGUGCAUUUAUCUGACUCUCAACAUAUUGCUGUCUAUCAUAGAGGAAGAUACUACAAAGUAAUGCUCUAUAAUAACAGGCGUCUGUUAAAGCCAGUAGAGUUGCAAUGGCAGCUUCAACAAAUUUUGGAUGAUACUAGUGUUCCAGCUCCUGGAGAACACCACCUUGCAGCUCUCACUGCUAAUCACAGAACAGUAUGGGCAAAUGCCAGAACAACUUAUUUUAAUAAAGGAUUAAACAAGGCAUCUCUUAAAGCUAUAGAAGAUGCUGCAUUUUUCUUGGUGCUAUAUGAUGAAGAAUUAGAUUUUGAUGCAAAUGAUCCUUCAAAAUUAAACAAAUUUUCUCAAGCUGUUCUUCAUGGAAAAGGUUACAAUUUAUGGUUGGACAAGUCAUUUAAUAUUGUUGUAUCCAAAAAUGGUCGAUUGGGAUGCAACUGUGAACAUUCAUGGUGCGAUUCUCCUAUAAUGUCCCAUUUUUGGGAAUUUUGUAUUGGAAUGGAAGUAACCCAAUUAAAGUAUACAGAAGAUGGUAAUACUGUUGGUGAGCUUGAAGAUUUACCACCUGUUCCCAGCAGGCUAAAAUGGGAUCUACAUCCUGAGUGCCUCGACUUGGUAAGAUCUUCAACACUAAUUGCUUCAGAUAUCAUUGCUGAAGUAGAUCUGCAAGUUCUUUAUCAUUCUGACUAUGGAAAAAACUUUAUCAAAAAGUGCAAAGUUAGUCCAGAUGCAUUUGUCCAAAUGGUGUUACAGCUUGCAUAUUACAGAGAUGCUGGUUGUUUCAAUCUCACUUAUGAAGCAGCAAUGAUGCGGCUAUUCAGAGAAGGACGCACAGAAACUGUUAGACCAGUAACUAUGGAAUCUUGUGACUUUGUUUUGAGUGUAGAUAAUCCUGAUUUACCAGCAAAAGAAAAAUUAGCCCUCCUUCAAAGAGCUUGUCAAAAACACCAAGAAUCUUAUAUAAAUGCUAUGUGUGGCAAGGGUGUAGAUAGGCAUAUAUUUUGUUUAUAUGUUCUUUCUAAACACUUGGAUGUUAAGUCUCCUUUCCUUAAAGAAGUGCUAGGGGAACCAUGGAGACUUUCCACUAGUCAAACACCUCACAACCAAGCUGGAAUAUUAGACACAAAGAAAUUUCCUGAAUAUGUGUGCUUGGGUGGAGGUUUUGGGCCGGUGGCAAAUGAUGGUUAUGGUGUAUCAUAUGACAUAGCUUCUGAGGAUGUUAUGUUUUUCCACAUUUCUAGCAAGCGAACAUCACCUGAAACUGAUACUUCCCGCUUCAUCGGACUCUUGGAAAAAUCACUUCAAGAUGUGAAACAAAUAUUCUUCGACUCCCAAUCAUAAGCUGCUUGCAAAUCUGAGUUUCCACCGAGUUCAUUUAUGACUUCCAUUAUUUACAUACUUAAAGUGAACUGCAUUUAAGCACACUGACAUUUGCCUCAUGAAUGCAUUGUGUAGGCUUAUGUUUUUUAUACCAACACUUAAUUCCUAGAAGCAAUUAUAUUUUUAAUGAAUUAUAAUUUGUUUCUAACACUUAAAGCUUCUGUACUUAGAAACUUUCCAUAUUAUUCUAUUUCUCAAGAUAUCAUUCUAUCACUGUGUGUAAACAUGAAAUAGAUUUACUCUAUAAUUCUUUUCAAGAAAUAAUUCUUAUUGUAUAUCUGAGAAUGUGCCUCUUUAAGUAAAUCAUGUGAAAGUUAAUGCCUCUAAUGUGUAUUGAGAUUCUUUAACCAUCUAUGUAAAUUUCCAUUGUUAAGUAAACAGAAAGUUCCUCUAUUUUUACCCUUAAUUAUUUUACAUUUUCUUUUAAAAGUACUAGGUUAUUUAAUAAAAUUAUUCUAAAUAAAUAGAUGUGACUGUAAAUUAGUGUACAGAAAAUGAUAUUUAAAUUUUAUUUUAUUGAACCAGCAAUGUUAUGCUGCAAUUCAAUGAAAUUUGAUAUUUUUUAUCUUCUAACUACUUAGUAUUUUAGGAUUGAAAGCAUCAAUAUUUGUUUUAAACAAGGCAUCAAGAUUUUAUUGCUGUAUUUUAUGCUUUUCUUUCUGUUAUAAUAAAUAAAUUUAAACUUCCUUUUCCCUUAUAUUUGGACUUGAGAUUUAUAUUGAUGUUAAUUUACCUUUGUAGUAAGAUUCAAGUUUUGUAUAUGGUUUAAAAUCUUCCCUUUUUUUUUCAAAAUAAUGUGGAUUUAUUUUCUUAUAAAUUUAUUUUUUGAAGAAUUUUAUUUUGAUUAUAAUUACAAAACAGUUAUAGAAGAUGGUAUGAAUUAUUGAUAAAUUAAAUAUGUAUAUAUAUAGUGAACAUGUAA